Molecule: messenger RNA, 1716 nt
Organism: Phaeodactylum tricornutum CCAP 1055/1
Lineage: Eukaryota; Bacillariophyta; Bacillariophyceae; Surirellales; Neidiaceae
Exons: 2
Biological process (GO): potassium ion transport; transmembrane transport
Cellular component (GO): plasma membrane
Molecular function (GO): monoatomic cation transmembrane transporter activity
Source: RefSeq, a predicted model, not a curated record
AUGUUCGCUGCUCUGAUCUCCGAUCGUCUCGGCGCUGACUCCAUCAUGCUCGCGGCCGUAACGGCAUUCAUGGCAGCCGAAAUCAUUACCAUUCGCGAAGGCUUGGCUGGAUUUUCGAACGAAGGCUUGCUGACCGUGUUGGUUUUGUUCGUCGUAGCGGAAGGCAUUUCCAAAACGGGUGCGCUCGAUUGGUACAUGGGUAGGCUGCUCGGUAAUCCACCCACCAUUGCGUCGGCACAGUUGCGCCUCAUGGCGCCGAUUGCUGUGGUUUCGGCAUUCUUGAACAACACUCCGGUUGUUGUUGUCAUGAUUCCUAUCGUUCAGCGCUGGGCCAAGCAAAUUCGCGUUUCUCCGCAACAAUUGUUGAUUCCGCUCUCCUUCGCGUCCAUUUUGGGCGGAACCUGUACACUGAUUGGUACGAGUACAAACUUGGUGGUUCUCGGUUUGCUGGAAGAGCGGUACCCGGAUGAUCCGGACGUGGCGAUUGCUUUGUUUUCGCUGGGAACGUACGGCGUUCCGGUGGCCUUGACUGGCAUUGCCUACAUUUUGUUGGCGUCGCCGGUGCUUCUUCCGGGCGGACAAGGCCAAGGCGGCUCGAGUCCGCUAGAGAACAACGAAGAUGUUUUACUAGGCGCUCGGCUGACGCAAUGGUCGCCAGCGGCUUCGCGAACAGUCAAGCGCAGUGGGCUGCGUGAUACUGGAGGUAUAUACCUGGUGUCGGUCCAUCGGGCGGCCACCGGUAACGUCCAUCGGGCCGUCUCGAACGAUUUCGUCCUCAACCACGGAGAUGUUCUAUGGUUCUCCGGCUCUGCAUCGUCCGUUGGCGAUCUGCGCAAGAUUCCAGGAUUGAUCUCGUAUCAAAACGAUGAGGUGGAGAAAAUCAACGAGAAGGUGCAUGAUAGACGUCUGGUUCAGGCUGUCAUUGCCAGAAAAGGACCAUUGGUCGGGAAGACUGUGAAGGAGGUCCAGUUCCGGAAGCGGUAUGGAGCCGCGGUGAUUGCUGUACAUCGCGAAGGCAAGCGUGUGCACGAGCAUCCGGGGAACGUGAAGUUGCAAGCAGGUGAUGUGCUGUUACUGGAGGCGGGUCCUUCGUUCAUCGCCAAGAGUGGUGAGAACGACAGAUCGUUUGCUCUGCUAGCUGAAGUGGAGGACUCGGCCCCUCCUCGUUUGAGUCUUUUGAUUCCUGCGUUGUUGAUCACGGCAGGGAUGCUGAUUGUAUUUAUGGCUGACUGGACGUCGCUAUUGGUUUCUGCACUAGUGGCUUCAAUGUUGAUGGUAGCUCUUGGUAUUUUGUCAGAACAGGAGGCUCGGGAUGCGGUGAAUUGGGACGUGUUUAUAACCAUCGCCGCAGCCUUUGGCAUUGGUACAGCUCUUGUCAACUCAGGGGUGGCAGGAGGGAUUGCUAACUUUUUGGUUGAUGUAGGUACUGCUUUGGGUAUUGGGAGCGCAGGGUUGCUUGGAGCCGUGUACUUUGCAACCUUUCUUAUUUCAAAUGUGGUCACGAACAAUGCAGCGGCGGCUCUGUUGUUCCCUAUUGCAUUGGAUGCAGCGGAGCAGACAGGCACUGAUCGUGUUUUGAUGAGUUAUGCGUUGAUGUUGGGCGCGUCAGCCAGCUUUAUGUCACCUUAUGGUUACACAACGAAUUUGCUGAUCUACGGUCCUGGAGGCUACAAGUACAAAGACUUCCUUGUGUUUGGAACCCCAAUGCAGAUCGUG